AUGCCUCUGGACAAAGGCAUGGAUGCAACUCUGCAGACGCCUCACCAGCUCUCACCAGGCGAUUUUUCGACCCCUGUGCCUCCUUCCAGCCCAUCCCCCUGGAAUUCAAUUCGGCACAACCUGUCCCUGCACACCCGCUUCAUCCGUGUGCAAAAUGAAGGCACUGGCAAGAGCUCCUGGUGGAUGCUGAACCCCGAAGGUGGCAAAACUGGGAAGACACCCCGUCGGCGAGCCGUCUCCAUGGACAACAACAGCAAGUUCCUGCGGAUCAAGGGCAAAGCCAGUCGGAAAAAGCAGAUCCAGACUGCUCAGGAACGAGGAGAGGAAAGCCCGGCUAGCCAGCAGGCCAAAUGGUCAGAGAGUCCCACCUCCCAUGCAAGUGAGGAAUAUGAUGCUUGGGCUGACUUCCGGACACGGGCCAACUCCUCGGCCAGCACGCUGAGUGGUCGCCUCUCCCCCAUCAUGGCCAACCAUGAGCCAGAUGAGCUGGAGGAGGAUGAUGGGACCCCAUCCUCCCCACUGAUGUACCCCAGCCCUUCUAGCACCCUGUCCCCCUCCCUGAACGCCCGCUGUUCAGUGGAGAUGCCCAGGCUGACUGAUCUCACUGGCACCAUCAACCUGAACGAGAGCCUGGGAGAGAGCCUCCUGGAUGACCUGCAGGACAACUACAGCAUGAACCCCGCCCAGCCACUUUCUGCUGGAGGACUCCGACCCAGGACCUCCAACUUUGGCUUCAGCUCCAAGUGCUCCUCAGUGGGUGCAGGAGGUGGGGGAGGGGGAGGAGGUGGUAAUACCUACUCUGGGACUAUUUAUAGCCAGCCUGCCAUGAGCAUCAUGCGCCGUUUGCCCAUGCAGACGAUCCAAGAGAACAAGCAGGCCACCUUUGUUCCCAUGAAUUCCUACCGCAACGCCUCGUUGCAGGACCUGCUCUCCUCCAUUUCCUACGCGCACAAGGAGGGUGAGCCACAUCUGCCGCCAGCCAACAGCAUGGGCCUGCCUCGCAGCCACAGACAAAAUGCCCUGGUGUGUAGCGGUGGGGGUGGAGGCGGAGAGAUAGGUUUGGUCCCCUACCCUCCCCACUCGUCCUCUCUCAUGAAGAGCAACACGUUAUACCACCCAUCACCAGCUGGCCACCACCCUCCUCUUAACAACAGUGCCUUACCCUCUCCGAUCAGCCUUAUGAGCCUGCCCAGUGACACUUGCAGCAUGGUGAACAUGCCCCACCACGGGCAUCUCCAUUCCUACAUCAACAACCAGGGGGCGCACAUGAGCUUGCUAGAUUCCUUGCAGGGACCAUACCCAGAAGCCAUGCAUACCCCUGGUUUGAGUCAGGACAGAUUCCCAGCAGAUCUAGACUUGGACAUGUUCAAUGGGAGCUUGGAAUGUGAUGUGGAGUCCAUCAUCCUCAAUGACUUCAUGGACAGUGACGAGAUGGACUUCAACUUUGACUCGGCUCUUCCGCCACAAAAUGGUCUCAAUGUGGCCCCUUUGCCCAGUGCCCCACAACCCACCAAUCAAAGCUGGGUACCUGGAUGAGGCCCAUUCAGGUUGCUCAAACCCAGCAGUCAGUGGGGUGAAGAGGGUAUUGGGAAAACAGAACUCUUUCCUCCACCAUUCAGCCCUGCUAUUCUUCUUUUCUUUGCCUUCAUUUCUUCAGCCAGGCUAGAGCCAUCUGUUGAAACUUGACAACAACACUACAAACAUACACAUACACACACACACACACACACACAAUGUAGGGUAAAAUGUUUUGACAGGUACCGGCGGCUUCCCGCCUUGUGCCAGGUGUAUUGUGCAGUAAGUCGGAUCUGUCUUUGAUGUGUGCAAUAGGCACAAGUUAGCCAUGGCAUUGCAAAGUCGCUUCCCCCCCCAUAUCCUCCCUCCCCUCCCUCCCUCCCUGGGCAUUUGCACUAUUGCACAGAAAGAGGGAACAGAUGAUCUGUGACCUGAAGAACAGUUUAGAGCUAUUGCCAGGCAUUCACACUAACCUAGAUGGCUUCCAUGAAAAGUUAGAAGUUUUUCACUGGCUGCUUUCCUAACUAUUCUCCCCACAUCUAAACUCUGAUUUGAUUUCGUCCUCUCACCCAUUCCUUGCCCAUCUAUGUCCCCUGUUUUAUGCAGCCACCAAGAGCGACAGGGAAGAACUUCCCAUGUGAAACCUAGGUUUAUCAUAUGAUAGCUCCAUUAUAUCUCCAUCAUUUUAACUGAAUCACUGAGGAUUUGCUCAACAGGUAGGAAAAAUAGAUCUAAGGUAUUUGUGGCAUGGCUGGUGCAGAAAGAAAAAAUGUGUUUGAUUGCUAUGGAUCUAGCCACUUACUCUGUGAACUUUGCAUUGCCCAGUAGACGUGGGGUGUAACAAGAACUGAACUCAAUCUAAUCCAACUCAAUGUUGGCUAUUUUUUAUGUGCAUUUUCAUGCCAUCUGGGUUUGCAACAGGAACACAUAGUUCACAGUAUGAAAUGCGCGUGCACGUGGCCACAAGUAGGGGAAUGUGCCCUGAUACUAUGCUCCAGCACACAAAUAUGUGCAUUUUGCACUUAAAAAAUGGCAUUUGGCAUUAUGGUAGAUAUGGCUACUGGUAGGAUGGGCAGGUUAAGCAGGAAGGUGGAACUUAUUUUCAGAGUUUGCACCUUCAGAAAUGAAACUCAUAGGGCUGAACAUAACAGGAAGCCAAUAUAAAACCCCCAAAUAACUGAUUUUGGUUCUAGAAAUUGAUUAUUCCUGGCAAUCUGGAAUAAGGAGGAAAUGGGUAACUUCUUUCUUUCCAUGCAAAGAAAUCUGAAGGUCUGCAGUUGAAUGGGCUGAAAGGAAAAAAAAACCCUGAAAAGAAAGGAUUGGCUUUAUUAGAAUAGGAGCACCAGUUUAGGAGAACCAAACCCACAAGGUGAUGAGAGAAAACUAGAGUUCUACCCAGACAUGGCAUGACAGGUGAUGGAUCAAUGUCAGGGUCAAUGUGAGAAAAGACUAAAUAUCUGGGACCUGUCUCAGGUCACCUUGGUGUCAGCCUUCCCUCGGUUUCUGUCUGCUCAUUCAUGAGUGUUGUUUGCUACACUGAGACCAAACAUGGAUAUUUGGUUUCUUGAAAUGCUCACCUUUCAAUAAUAGGGAAAAGUUUUGUAAUGUCAAGUGUAAAGUCUCUACAGGAAGGGUAACACACUUCACAGAGUCUUUCAGCAGAAUGUUCAUUGUGUCUCUUUCUCAUGUACGUUCAUGCUCUCAAGUGCACACAUAUCAGGCCUCUGAUUCUGAAAUGAGAACAAGUUGGUUAGAAUUAGUAUAACUGCAGGGUCCAUUUUAAACCCCAGAUCCAGGCAGGUCUUCAAAACAACCCAAUAUACAGGCUUAUUUUAAAGGUUUAGCACUUCAGUGCAAGCUGGAAGCAUUGGAAAUGAUCACUGGAAAUGUUUCUACAGCAGAAGGACUGGUUGUCCCUGUUUUCAUGUAGGAAAACUCAUGCAAAAUUGGUAGAGCCCACCUGAGGCUGAUUCUUGUCUCUGGCUUGCCUGUCCACAGAUGAAAAGGGAUCAGUAGAAUUAUGACAUCCUCGUGGUAGUGCUGGAUUCUGUGGCUUUUUAAAUUCCCAAUCCUUUCAAUCUGUAGGAUGAUAAUAUCCCUUUCCUCAAUUAUCCUUCCUCACAAUCCCUCCUUCCUUGGUGGAACUACAAGAACAGACAAGACAGAAGGACAGAGAGCCAGCCAAUAGUAGUAAUAGAAGAGGCAGGUACUUUAUCUGAAUUAAAAGUGUAAUAUAGUCUGGUGCUGAAUUUAGUGAUCUCCCCAGGCUCUUUGGCUCUUGACUUUCACUUGAUGGUCCCACAAUUGUGACACCAUGGGAAUUCUGUUUUUCCAACAGGCUUUUAAUACCUCUAGUUUUGCGGGCAGAAGCCAAGUGAAAAAGUGGGGACAAAACAUUGUUAAAACCAUAGGAGAGUAGAACUGAAAACAGGAUAAUGCCAUCCUUCAUAUUUCUUUACCUUUUCAACUUUUUUGAGAACCACUCCAAAAAUGUCUGGGGUACUGUGACCCAGCCAAUAUUACGGAUGCACUUUGAAUGAUUCCAUUUGUUUCAGGAGUGGGAUCAAUAAGGGUUUUUUGUUGAUGGAAUUGAUUUGACUGUGGUUUUAGGGCAAACCAAAGGAAGCACUUGUUCACAUGGCAGAUAAUUAAGGACUGGAGUUUGUUGCCACAAGAGAUGGUGACAGCCACUGGCUGAGAUGACUUUAAAAGAUGGUUAGCAUGGUUGAAGGAAAGUGGGACAUCUUUUUAUGGAUUCAUCUCUGGUGGCUAAAUGGAAUUAUUCCAAAACAUGAUGCUUCUGGGUAGCUGAUCCAAGAACAAGGAAGGAUGUUUUUAUGUAUGCCUUCUGGGCAGCAUCCAGUUCAACCCUGCUUGAAAUGGGUCUUCCAAUCUGUGGCCCUUUGUUUGGAACCAGCAGGGUUCUUCUUAAGUUCUGACCACACCAACAUUGAAACAAAUGAUCUGCCUUGAUAUUUGUUAAGUGCAAACUAGCAGUAGAUACAUAAAAUAGUAUGGUGUGGUAUAUUUAUGGAUUUUUUUUAAGGCAAACUCUUUAUAUCCUGAUUCAAAGACUCCCAUGAGAAUUUUUUGUUUUUAAAAAAACAACACUACACUCCUACCAGUUGGAAGUCUGACAGGAGGGGAAGAGCCUCAUCAUGUGCCUCAAAGGAGGGAGAUCUCUUUCCCCAUCCCCACCCUCCACAUUUUCCCAUCUCGCCCCUGGGCUUUUAUUUCAGUAAGGCAAGUUAAUGCUCGGUCAGCCUUCUUUACCCCGUUGGGUGCCUCCAAGGUCCAGAUUGCCCAGCCAGCAUGGCUGUUGCUUAGAAUUCUGAAAAUUGAUAGCUUGUGUGUUCAUUCAGUAUGAAACAGAAUGGUAUUCAGUGCUAAAUCAAGAUGAUAGAGAUGUAAAAUAGAUGCACAGAAGGAGUGGUUGGAAAGACUCCAGGUCCCAACAUUAUGUAUAAGGCAUGGUCACCAUUUAUGAGCAAUGAAGGGAAACAAUGUGGAAUAGUCUCUGGCUUCCCUCCUUCAUUUUUGCACUGCUGUUUCUGGUGUUUCUACCAGCCACACUGUGAUUCUUACCUGAGCCUGGUGUCCAAAGGCCAUCUGCAGUAGGGAGGCAUAGAUUGCUCGUAAUCAGCUGAGUUUGUCAUGGGUAGAGUUCACACAACACGCUAAGACAAAAUAUGAUUUACUUGCUUGUGGUUUAGUGUGUUGUAUGAAUUGAGCCAGUGUGAUUUGUAAACCAGGGUUUAUGAUUUAGUGUGUUGUAUGAAGUCAGUCAAUUGUAGUUUAUUCAGUAAACCAUAUUAAGAAAAUCUUGACUUACAUAUUGGAUAACUCACUUUUGCCCAGGAAAUUAGCAGACUAGGACUCUGAAUGGCCCAUAUUACUCUUUGCUCUGGGUCUAUAUUAGUGACAGGCUUUAAUUUUUUCCCCCAGAUGGGUUUUUUACAGAUUAUUACACUGAAUUUACUAUAUUUUGAUUCCAUAGAAUUCUCUCUCUCUCUUUCUGCUUGCUUUCAACUGUUUUUGUGAUUACCACUAUACUACUGCAUUCUGCUACUACUACUGUAGCAAUUGUUUGGUCCAGCUCAUGAGUUCAUUUUAUAUGUUCAGCCUCAUUUUCCCCAAAUGUAUGUAAUGAAAAAUGAAAUUGUAAACUCAGUGCCCAUUUCUAGAACUUUUUGAAUCCGAGGAGAGGAAGAGAGAGUGAAGAAUCUAUCACCAUUUAUACUAGAAAAUGUGCAGCCACUUUUAAAUUAAAUCCAGUGAGAUUUGGUACUAAGCAGAUGAUUACAGGAUGACAUAUUAAUGUCCUGCAGGGUGAACACAGAUGGAAGGAAUAGAACAAGAGUCAGAAGGCCUCCCAUUCCAGUGAUGUUUCCUCCCUCAGCUCUUUUGUACAGGCAAACAGAGCACAAUUCAUUUGGGUUGUUUGGGUACCAUCCACACAGAAUUUCCACCUCCAGAAAGUGAUCCCCUUGCUCAGUCCAGGUGAUGUAUCAAUGGGGGUCCUUCAGGUGUGCAAUGGCAUCAUAUUUGCCAGGUGUGAUGUUUACUGGUUUUUCUGGAAGUGCAAUGCAGUGCUAAGGGAGCAGGGGAAUCUGGGGGAGGAGUGCGUGUUAAAAAAAGCAAGAUGGUGAUUAUGGCUGCCAUCUUGACUUUUUUGACACCCCUUGUGGAUGCCUUGGCAAGAGAGGGUCUUGAAUGUUGAGAAAGGGCUGGGCAGGGUGCAAUUUUCUCUUUACCAGGUCUCCUUCAAUUUAAUAAGAGAUAAUUUAUCUUAGAAAAUAAUUCAGGGGAGAAGAGAAUUUAGGUGCAAUUCUCAUAGGUAGCAUUCUUGCACUUAUUUAGUUAGAAGGUGGCCAAGGAGUGUGUGUAUAUGAAGAACAUGUAUUUUGUUGACCAAUCCUUUCUCCAGCUGUCUGUAGUCCUCUGGCUUUCUGUACUUCCAUUCAAUUUAAGGGUAGAAACAUUUCCCAUAAAGUGUUUUCAGGAAUGGUAGUACUGUCAUCACAAUUUUUUUCUUUCCCUGGUCCUUCUCUGCCCACAAGUUUGAUGGAAAUUUAUGAAAGAUCAUUUUUGCCUGGCACUGUUUCAGGGAGGUGAGGAUCAGUUGUUGCCUUAGGAAUGGAUGUGAUGAUUAAUUUUCUUCUCGAUCCUUUUGUGGUCAAUCAUCCUCUAGGGCCAAAUUGAGUAUCAACAGUCAAGCUGGCUAACAGAUGCAGCUUUGAUCAUCUUUAUUAUUAUUAACUUUACUUGGUUUUUACAUGUCGCCUAAGAUUUGGGGAGUGCCUAUUUCUCAAAGUCACUAACCUAAUGACUUUGACCUAGUCUUCUCCAAGCUGGUGCCCUCCAUAUGGGUUUGGAUUUAUAGCCUCCAAAAUCCCUUAGCCAGCAUAGCCGUGAGGGAUGAUGAAGCUUGAUGUCCAAUACAAAGGGAAGAAAGUAAGUGGGGAAAGGCUUCCAUAGACAUUUCUAAACCAAGUCUUACCUGCGUGCUUUUGACAGGUUCAGUGAAACAGUGUUGAGCAAAUUAACCUCUAGUGAUGGCAGUGAGGUGCACUGGUGGGCCACUGUCUCUGAAGUGCAGGGUGUCCACAAGGUAUGGUCCAAAAUGUCACGAUGGUGGCCAUGAUUUUUUAUGUGCAUGUGGAAGCUUCGAUCAUACUGUCAUGGCCACAUCCUUGGCUUUUUGGACCCUACCCUGUGCACACCCCUGCUGAUGUGCCUUGCUCGUGUGGCAUGAAACAGCAAGGCAGCGACCAUGCCAAGGAAGUGGAAUAUUGUCUCUGUUUCUAAUCAAGUUGAAUUGUUGCUUUUUGAGUGCAAAAUUAGGAUGGUUUUUCCCCCAAUAAAGUAUUCAUUUGUCAUGCCUGUAUUUAGGAUGGUUUCUUUUCUGACUAUUUUUUUUUCAGGAUCCAAUUUAAUUCACAUGUUUGGAGGGUCAGUAGAAAAUUGUUCUCAAAUGGAAGAAUUACGAUUUUUCUCACUAGACAGACUUAGACUCAUGUCAGCAACCUGAUGCUUAUAGAUAAACAUUUUCUCUAAAAAAAAGCCAAUAUUUCUACUGUUGAAGGAAUGAUUCUGUAAUCUCAACUGGAGGCAGUUGCUUGGUACUGAUAUUCACAGGGCCUCCUGUUCCCUGCUUUGCACACCUUCCUGAAAACUGCCCGGGAGUAGGAUUGUCUGCAAGGUAUGGUAAAAAUAAAGUCAAGAUGGCAGCCACAAGGGUAUGAUUGAAGCUCGCCAGGUUUUUAUGUGUGUCCCGUGUAAAGUGGUCAAAGCUUCAGUUUGCUGCUGCUCAUCAGAAAUGGGUGGGGCUUGGAUCACAUCAUCGCGGCUGCCAUCUUGGCUCUUUGACCAUACCCUGCGGACAUCCCUCCCUGGCGAAUAUGACAGGUUCUUUAACCACUCAACCUGUACACAAAGCCAAGACAGCACAUAACAAGAAAUGAAAAGGGUGCCCAAAACAUGUGCUGCAUUUCUUUCUCUUACAGAAGCCAGCAUAACAGAUCGCAUGAAACCAGGGCAGAUCCUCCAAACCAAAAGAGGUACUUCAUGGCGAAUAAUGUCUAGAUGUUGAAAAGAAUCGAAUCACCACAGUAUCUUCUAUGAGAGGUCAAGAGCAGCCACACUAUUGUCUUGCAGCUCAGGUUGGUUGUAGACAAUGUGCUAAGCUGUAAAGUGAAUGAUGUUUUGGCUUAGUUUAUUGGGCAAACCCAGCCAAUAGUGGUUUAUUCAAUAAACCAUAGUUAAACAAACCAAGUGAAAACAUAGUCAUUGCAUCCCAUAGAUCUCUGUGUCACUUCUGUUUAGACUGUGUGGCUGACUCUUCUUGGGCAAAGUUGCCCUUGGUUUAUUACAUCAAGAUCUGUAGGCGUCAUGUUUCAAGGUCACAGGAGACUGGCGGUAACAUUGCUAGAAAGAUUGGGGCCAAAACAUUUAGCCUACUUUUUCUGGAAGUUGGGAGGUUCUAAGUCCCCUGCUCAAUCAAAAUACAGGAGGCACAUUAAGUCUCCCAAAGGCCAACACACCUAUUUUGAGAUGUUAUGGCUAUGUUCACCCAACAGGCUUAACCAGAUCAAGGCAGUCAGUGGCUGCAAAUGCACAACUUGCUAAGCUUGACUAGUGUUAACCUUGGUUAGUAUUUUUGUGGCUUAGUGUGUUGUGUGAACUCAGGCCAUUUGGUUAGUUUAUGGUUCAAUGUAUUGUACAAACCAGAAAAUGGAUUUAUUCAACCUCUAGGUUACAGGUGUUCUGUGAACAUGGCCUAUUUGUAAAGAAACCUGAGGCUUUCAAUCCCCAUCAUCUUGCCACAAAAGUUUGGCAUUGGUGACUUUGCAAGACUCAACCACAAAUGAGGCAUGUGGUUCAUGGGUUGCCCAUGUUAGACCUCUGGACCAAGUGCAGUCACAGCACACCAGCCUGGCCAUCUCAGCCUAGCCCUCGAUCCUGCAUCAGCCUUGGAGGGCAGAGGAGGAAUCGAAGCACCUAAUACUAGGCUGUUUCAGGGAACAGGAAGCACUGGGGUCUGUGAAAUCGAGUUCAAAGAGCAGACCCACGUUGGAGGGGGCGUCCCAAUGUCCAGAAAUUUUGCCAAGAAGGUUGGCCCAACCAAUUUUUUUCCAGUAAAAUUAAAAGAAAAGUGUGUCUUUCUCCUCCUCGUAUUUAUAACUGUACAGAUGCCGGGGCGGGGGUGGGCUUAGGGGGUUUUCAACAGGCUGUUAUCUCUCACCACACAUAUAUUGUACGCAAUGUAACCUUCUUGAUUGUGCUAUUCUAGUUUUUGUGUAUGUGGCAAUGUAAAGAACUGUGUA
Molecule: messenger RNA, 9341 nt
Organism: Python bivittatus (Burmese python)
Lineage: Eukaryota; Metazoa; Chordata; Lepidosauria; Squamata; Pythonidae
Source: RefSeq, a predicted model, not a curated record